This is a messenger RNA of Miscanthus lutarioriparius, 345 nucleotides long. Lineage: Eukaryota; Viridiplantae; Streptophyta; Magnoliopsida; Poales; Poaceae. The record is from the annotation of a GenBank genome assembly.
AUGCCCACUACAUCCGAGACACCGGACAGCAUACAUGAAGAUGACUUGAGGUUCUGGGAGCACCGGGGUCCUUGUGAGUGCCUCGAGUCGCAUCUGGAGACUGUUAUGCUUCAUGGGUCCUUGGUGGAAGGUCAUGGGGCUGGUUUUAUCAGGUAUGUCGUAAGGGAGGGCAAGGCACUCAAGACUAUCGCCAUUGUUUGCAGUGAUGAGAAGGCAAGCGGCUUCAGAGAGUCAGCUGUUGGCGGUAGCGGUGAAAUUGUUCUUUGUGUUGCCACCCUACACUGGAGUUUCCAAGCUGCCAUUGAUUUAUCACUGGAUGAUCCCUUUGGCGUGGUGAAGGCUUAG